Molecule: messenger RNA, 4164 nt
Organism: Meleagris gallopavo (turkey)
Lineage: Eukaryota; Metazoa; Chordata; Aves; Galliformes; Phasianidae
Source: RefSeq, a predicted model, not a curated record
CACAGGUCCAGCAGUGCCAGCGCUGUGCCCCUCACUUUCCGUCAGGACUCUGAUGGGACAGCACGCGAGCAGACCUGCGGUGCAAACCGCCCCUCGGGUCAAACCGCAGCGCUUCCUCCCGCCCGUGGCUGCCCAGGCCAUGGCCGGUCCCCAACAGCCCUCAUCCUCUGUGAUGGAGGAGAGAAAGCCCUCCCGCCCUGUGGAGGCCAAGGACGAGGGCAAACCCCCCCAGGAGCCCACUGUUGUGCCGCCUGCUCCCCACUCGGACACCUCUAGGAUGCCCGUGUGUGCCGUGGAGCGUUACGCAAUGGACAACAUUGAGGCCUUUGUCCGGAGAACAGAGCCUCAGAAUGAGGAGCAGAAGAUGAAGUUCCUGCAGAGCAUCCGCACCAUCUGCAACACCACAGCGGAGAGGAACACGUCGCAGGAACUGCGCAUCUUCUGCUGCCGGAACGAUCUUGUGGAGAACAUCACGGCGCUGCUGGCAGAGGAGCCGCAGGAAAAGCUGAGCUCUGAACUGCGGCUGCAAGCGAUAGCCACCAUCACCGCCCUCAGCAAGGUGGAAGGAGCAUUGGAGGAAAAGAUCCCUCUCUUUGUUGUAUGCUUCCAGAGCAUCCUCCUGCUUCCCUCGGAGCAGGACCUGGACACUAAUCUUUACUCCAAGACUCUCAGGGCUCUGGAUGAGAUGCUGGACACAUUGGUGUUCACCCACCCCACCACCAGCAUCGAAGAGGAGUUGAAAAACGUCUUCCAGGUGCUGCUGCCCUUCACCUCCAUGCAGAACUCAGCUGCGCGCCAGAGGGCAGUGGGGCGCAUCUGGAAGCUGAGCCAUUCGCUGGUGCAUUACUGCCAGGAGAGGCCCCAUCACUCCUCGGGACAAUCCAGAUCCAUCUGCUGUGGCGAGUUCCGCCUGCCUGUGCUGGGACAGCUGGUGGGAAGCCUCAUCCUGUGCUGCGCCUUCCAGGAGGACAAAACACAGAGCUGUGCUUUGAACGCUCUCCGUCACCUCUACACAUUUAUCCUGCGGAGAAGCCGCUGGGAAGCGCAGUCGGAUGAGCAGGGGAAACAGGAGCAGUGGGAAGAUGAGCACGAGUUCUCCCUCAGCUGGACUACCAACACCUUGGUCAUUUUGCAGCGCUUUGCAAAGCACUUCCACUCUUGGGAAACGACCGACCUCAUCCUCCUGGCACUGCAGGGAAUGAAGGACUGCAGCAACUACAACACCCAGGUUGCUUCCAUCUUGAUGGCCAUGCUGAUGGUCGACUUCAAGCCUAUGCUCAACGAUGUGCAGCGCAUCGUGACAGCCAUCCACAGGAGUAGGAAGCUGAUCACAGAGGAGAAGGCACUGAGGCACAUCCGUGGUAUCUUCCCCUGGCUGGCCGCCACCAACCCUCAUGCAAUGACACUCAGCCUGCUGCACUGCUCUCCCACCUGCGACAAGGACAUAUGGGAGCUGUGGCAGUUGGCGCUGUCCUCAGUGGACGUGGUACCAAAGAUGGUGCAGGAGCUGCUGCAUCUGCUGGAGAUCACACCGCUGGGCCUGGAGACUGAGAACGGCACCCUUACCCUGGCCGCGGCCACGGCGCUGCAUGAGCUCCUGCAGAACCUGGAGUAUGGCCCGCAGGUGCGACUGCUUUUCCCGGAGCUCUUUGUGGCGCUCAUCAUCCAGUUGGUGUCCUCCGAGGAGCUCGGUCCUCUGGAGGCCGCCACCAUCAGGGAGGAGCCAUUCCGCCCAAGUGCACCUACCUCCGCCAUCAGGAUGGUGGUGGAGGCGGUGUGCCUUUUGCUGCGGUGCACUGAGAUGGACAACCUGGUGUUCUUCAUGGAGAUCCACGACCUGUGGUCGCAGCUGCUGGGCGCUGCCACGUGGCGGAAUGGCCUGCACUCCCUCGCCAAGGUGAUGCUGAGGAACUGCCAGGGUCAGUGCAGACGCAUCUUCAUCCACCUGCAGAAGCUGCUGCAGCACCACCAGCUGCAGUGGAGGGAGGUCCCGGCCAUGGUGCUCUACUUCGAGAUGUGGAGCUGCCAGGGGCACCGGGAGGAUGACGCCUGCACAGAGAAGAUCUUCAGGAAAUAUAUCCACAGCGAAUGGCCAGAGAGCAGAGAGCUGGCGCUGCGUGGGCUGCAGAACCUUUAUGCCAGGAGGAUGCAGCUUCUGCUGCCCGACGUGCUGCUGUGGCUGCAUGACAUGCGGACUGACAUCAAACUGCAGGCCGUGUGUCUGCUGCGGGGCAUCCUGGCACAGCACCCUGCCAGCAUCCAAGGUGUGCUUGGCCAGCUGGCUGUGCAGCUGCUGUCCUGCUUCAACAAGGACAAUGCGGAGCUGCGCAGGCGCUCCAUGGAGCUCUUUGCACUGCUGCUGGAGGCGCCAGACAGGAAGCAGCUGCUGCCACAGGCGGAGAGGAGUCUGCUGCCGCUCUUCAUUCAUAUGAAUGAGGACAUCCCCAGCGUGGCCCAGGCUGCUCGGAAUGCUCUGAUCCAUGCCGCCAAGCUCCUGGGCUGGCAGCAACUGCAACGCUUGGCCAGCUCGGCGCAGGUCUGGAUGAUCGCUGACUGCCUGCUUCAGAAGAGGGGCAGAGUUGCGGAGCAGUACCUGAAGGAGGCCAUGCUGCACCUGCACAGCCCCCAGGCACCUGUGAGGGAGGUGGCCGUGCGCUUCCUGGGGAUGCUGGGGCGGCAGCUGAGGAAUGAGAACCAGGAGAUGGUGUUGGACAUCCGUAAAGCCCUGCAGGGUGCCAAGGGGGACAGUGAGCCGGCCGUGCGCUGCCUGGUGCAGCAGACACUGCUGAUCCUCUGCCAGAUGGAAGAUGUGCCGCCCACCAGGCCUAGGGGCAGAGCGUCACGCCAGUGGUUCCGGAGGGUGUGGAGGAAGUAGUGCCAGUCCAAAGUGUUUGGAGACGUUCGCAUUCUGCUCCUCACUGCCACACUAAUGACAACCCUAAGAGCAACCACAGCUCUCGGGUGCUUUGGGACACGCCUGAGCACCCCUGCAUGUCACUGGCCAGCAGGUUCACAGUCAGUCUUCUCUGACGAGAUCUCUCCUUCCCAAUUCCAGAGGAAUUUCCUCAAUUGCCACCCCUCCCCAGCUGGAUCCAUGUCACCUUUCUGGUGGAAAAACAGCCCGAGAAGAGAACAAGCGAUGUCAAGAAGAAGACCAGGUGAGACUGCAGGCUCAGGGUUGGGAUCUGCAUGGGGUGUUUCCCUGACCCGACGAGAGCCCAUUGCCCAACACCAGGCAGUCACUGUUCAGGGCUGCCCAGCGGCGCUGAAUGCAGCACAUGGAGGGGUGGCAAGGGGCUGCCAGGAGCCCCCAUUUCACACGGCCGGCCCCUCUCCAGCCCUCAGGAAAGCACCAGCACAACCCGAGAGCUGUGUGUGGGGAAGGCUGCAUUGCAGCCAAGGAUCCUGGCUCGGGGUUGCAGGAUACGGCCCCAAAGCCAUCAGCCACUCAUCAGGCAGACCCCUUCACUGUAUCCUUUCAGUCAGCUGCCAGCGGUCCCAGGGGCAUCUUCUGCCAAAAAGCAGCCUCAGAAAAAAAAAAAGGAAAAUGCUCUAGCAAAAGCAAAGCAACAGAGAUGGAUCCAGCACAGGCAGCGCAACCUCCAAGUGGCAAAGGAGAAGAACACAGUGCGAUGAAAGCCCCCACUGGAGGAGGAGUGCCGGAAAAGGCACAGGCCAAGCUCAGAAAGCACUGCGGAACCCCAGACCUGCAACCAACACGGCUGGCAGCCCUAUGGUCCUCGAGCUCUGAGACCAGACUGACCGAGGAGCGCACCUGCGACGCCUCUGCUGCGGUGCCACGGACACGCAAGGGGACCAGAUCUAUGCAGAGUCAGCCAGCAAAGAGCAAUGCGGGGCUCCCCAGGCGGGGGACGUCCUGCCCACGCUGAGCAGGGCAUGGGGUGCCCAGGAGAAGCAGAGCUCCACCCAAGGCUGAAAGCAGGUGCGCGAUUCCUAUCUGUGCCAUUUCUGAACCCUUCUUUGGUUUUGGCUCACAGUCUGCUUUCUGACGCACUUCUUGCCAUAAGACUCUGACUCAUCUAGGAGAUGAGAGGUGGGUGUGGCAACAAACAUCACUUGGUGGGCAAUUUUACAUUGGAAAGCAUUUCUUUGGAGCUGUUUGCCUUCGGAAGAGAUUGCUCAGGAGUGUUUACUGGCGCAAGA